AUGUCGACGCCAGCCCGACUGGAAGAGCGGAUAGACAUCUCCGCAAUAGUCUCCGACGCAAACUCUCUCGGCUCAUCCGUAAUCUCCGUCGUCCAGACGGCCCUGGGCUCCGCCGAAGCGGCAUCCGCCAGCUCUCUGGCCCGAUCAAUAAGUUCCGUGGUAGCAUCAGCUGCGUCCGGCCCCGAGGCGAGCUCUAUCCUCGCGUCGCUCGAAUCAGAGCUGGCCAGUACUUCUAGACUGUCGUCGUCACUGCUGCCCUCAGGAGUGACCGCUACCGAAUGGUCAGAAGCGUCGGUCACAGGCUCUCCCGGCCGGACAUUGAGCACGGCCGCCUCCACACCCGUAAGCACAGCUGCUCGAACCUCCCCAGACCCGUCCGCGGAGACCUCAAACGGAAUCGGUCGCGAGACCAACCACCACACCGCCAAAACCACCAAAAUCGCCCUCGGCGUCAGCAUCCCCCUCGGCAUCAUCCUGAUCGCGUUCCUCAUCUUCGCCGCAUACCUCUGGGGCAAGCGAACAGCCUCGCGUCAGCACUCAAAAGAAAAGAACGAGUUCGCCAGCGGCGCCGAGGACAACAACAGCGGCGAGGCAUUGGGACACCACGAUGACGCCGCCCAUGGUCGGCCGCCGGACGAAGCAGAGGACGACGAGAGCCGCAUCCUCCCGCCCGAAAGCACCGCCGCCGCACCUGGACAGAAACAGCUCGAGGCCGGUGUGCGGAUGACGAUCAGGCACGUCAGGCACGAGCUGCCGUCGUCGCCGGACAGCACGAUGACGUCUUCUUCAGCGGCAGCACCGUGGAACCUGCAGCAGCAACGACGGCAGCAGCAGGAUGAUAUCGCCGAGAUGCCGACUGAGUUCAAUAUCACGGAGUUGCCGUCGCCGGUGGGCGAGGUGGAGGAGUUUUAUCGGUAUCCGGCGGGGCUGCCGGCGUAUGAGCAGCAUGGAAGGUUUCGGUGA
Molecule: messenger RNA, 963 nt
Organism: Lasiodiplodia theobromae
Lineage: Eukaryota; Fungi; Ascomycota; Dothideomycetes; Botryosphaeriales; Botryosphaeriaceae
Exons: 1
Coding region: 1-963 (320 amino acids)
Source: RefSeq, a predicted model, not a curated record